AACAAUGGAGCUAAACGUCGUCACACUGAAUUGCUGGGGUCUCCCAUUUGGUGUGAGCAAGCAUAGGAGUGAACGAAUGCAACACAUCGCCAAAGAGUUAGCCAGCGGAGCUUAUGAUAUCGUCUCACUGCAAGAGAUCUGGGUAAUGGAAGAUUACCAGCUAAUAAAGUCUACAGUUGAAAAAGUUCUACCUCACAGCUUCUACUUCAGAAUGGGAAUGCUACACGGCGGCCUCUGCAUCUUUUCAAAAUGGCCGAUCAUCGACACGUUCUAUCAUCCAUACUCCCUCAACGGCUACGCUCAUAAAGUAACCAUGGCAGACUGGUAUAUCUCCAAAAUGGUGGCUUUGUGCAAGCUAGAUGUAGAAGGGAUGACUGUGAAUGUCUACAAUACACACGCCCACGCUCUCUAUGCACCAUCCAAUAUCCCUGAAAAAGAUGAGUUUCUGACGCAUCGAUUGACCCAGCUCUAUGAACUCAGCGAGUUUGUAAGAUUAACUUCAGGGGCAGCAGACCUUGUGCUCGUUACGGGAGACUUUAAUUCAGAACCGUUCUCUCUAGCCACCAAGCUUGCCGUCUCCAAUGCUAGAUUGUUGGACGCUUGGGAGACAAGAGAAAAUAAAGAGUACACGGAUGGGAUGACGAACGAGAGACUGGGCAAUCCUCUCGCAGAAGGCCAGACCCUGUUCUAUAUGAAUACCGACAAUGGAGAAAGGAUCGACUACAUUUUCUACCAGUCUUUCGGCCCCUACACAGCCAAGUGUCUUAAAACUACACUGGCUCUGCAGAAGAUUCCGGGCAUGGAUUUGCACUAUUCGGACCAUGAGGGCGUUUUGUCAACAAUCUAUGUAACGCUGGCAAAAGACACCCAAGGACGAGGGGAUGAUGUAUCGGACGAGAAUUCAAACCAAGAGGAAGAUGGGUCACCAUGGCAACACCUUCCGGAUCACCUGAAGGAGGCCAUCUUGCAUCUCUCGAGCAACAUCGAAAAGGUCAAAUCUGAUCAGAAGUGGUGCCUUGUGAGGGCGCUAUUCUUUUUCACGCUCCUCCUACUCUCCCUAUCCCUCGGGAGCGUGAGCCAGGUACUGGCUUUCGUGUGGACGUGCGGGAUGACGCUGCUGACGGCCUUCUACCUCGGGUUUGGAAUCGUCGCUAAGGAAUGCGAGAAGAAGACAUUGACAGGUAUCAUGGAGGGCAUGAAGGUUCGACUGAGCGUGGUUGAGAACAGAACGACGGUCAACGGAGAACCAGGGGGGAAACAUAUAUGAAGCA
This is a messenger RNA of Strongylocentrotus purpuratus (purple sea urchin), 1271 nucleotides long. RefSeq names its product putative neutral sphingomyelinase (gene smpd2). The record is from RefSeq and is a predicted model, not a curated record. The coding region runs from base 5 to 1267 and encodes 420 amino acids. Gene Ontology annotation, cellular component: cytoplasm. The transcript has 7 exons. Gene Ontology annotation, molecular function: sphingomyelin phosphodiesterase activity. NCBI's taxonomy places the organism in Eukaryota, Metazoa, Echinodermata, Echinoidea, Camarodonta, Strongylocentrotidae.